Molecule: messenger RNA, 7271 nt
Organism: Dendrobium catenatum
Lineage: Eukaryota; Viridiplantae; Streptophyta; Magnoliopsida; Asparagales; Orchidaceae
Exons: 19
Coding region: 277-6978 (2233 amino acids)
Biological process (GO): negative regulation of transcription by RNA polymerase II; chromatin remodeling
Cellular component (GO): nucleus; chromatin
Molecular function (GO): DNA binding; ATP-dependent chromatin remodeler activity; chromatin binding
Source: RefSeq, a predicted model, not a curated record
UUGCAUUUCAAAGUUUUAUUCAAUUCAGCCCCGAUUUCUCGCUUAUUUUUAGAAAAUCCCAAAAGGUUCAGUGGAAGCUGUUGCAGAUCUUCUCGUCGGCUGCGUUGCUUCAUAACUCCGAAACGGGGCAGUCGUCGCCGGCGCAACGGAUUUAGGGUGUGCUGGCUGCGGAAUAUCUAGAAGUCAUCGAGGCGCGUCUCAUAUUCGCGGAGCGGACUGACACGAGCUUGGAGGUUAAGAGUUGUGCUUAUAGCCAUGUUUGACUAGCACUAGAAGAUGGUUCAAGAUACUUUUUUAGUACGGUCGAAGAUUAUUAAAGAAGACAUUGCAUCUAAGCAUAGAGCUAGAAAGAUUGAUAAACUAAAUGCACCAUCUUUAAACAAAUUGGAAACCUCUGGAAAGAAAGUACCUGAAAGCCGUUUGAGAGGAUCAGUAAGAGCAGAAAAUGGUGGGUCGUCAAGUAAUAUUAAUUCAGAGAAGUGUGCUAAUGAAUUUCUAAUCAAGAAUAGGAAGGAGCAGUUAAGGAUCGGAUGUUUGAGCACUAUUGAUAAAACCAAAAAGAGUGCUAUCCCUCCAAGGAUCAGAUCUCCGAGUACUUGUGCUAAAGCCAACACAAGUAUAAGCCCACCAAAGAUCAGAUCUUCGAGUGCUUGUGAUAAAGUCAACAAGAGAACACUGCCAACAAUGAAGAGAAAUGAGGAUGGAAAGAGUGUCUCUUCAAGUACUGAGAACUCCAUUAGGAGGUCAAUUCCAGAAUCUAAACUGCAAAAGGUGAAUGGCGAAAGUAGAACUUUGGGAGUGACUGAUAGCAAAAGUGAGGACGGUGGUAAGAAGACAAUCAGAAAACAUUUGCAUGUUUGUGCCUACAAAAAGUUAUUUAAAAAACCUGCAAAAGCAGCUGGAAAUCAUGUUGACAAGUGUGCUAAUGGGAAAUCUCCACUGGAAGGAAUAUAUAUGGAUUUAGGAGUAAAUACUUCAAAGGAAGUAAAGGAGGGUGGAGAUGUGAACAGCACAAAGGAGGGCGUACAAGAUCAGAGAGGGCUAUGUAUAGAAACUACUGAUUUGCUGGAGAAAAAGGAGUCAAACAAUACAAAGCCUCUAGAUACUGCUUUUGAUGCCAGGUCUAUUAAUCAAGAACAUAAGAUUAAGUUCAGUGGGUCCAAAUGUGGAAGAGUGAUUCCCAAUUUGGAUUCCGACAAUUUAUUAGAACCAUCUGGAGAAGAAAUAUGCAAUCGUGGUCCUUGUGAGAUGAACAUGGAAUCACGUUCUUCCAUGUUAGAGGAACUAGGUGUUGGAGAUGGUGGUGUCUGUAAUUCAGAGUUCCUUGGAAACCCUGCAAAAGAAUCUACCAAUACUCAGACUGGUAUUGCUCCCAUGCAUAAUGUAUGUUUGGUCUGUAAACAACCUGGACAGCUCAUAUGCUGUUGUGGAAAAGGCUGCAAACGAAGUUAUCAUCUUUCUUGUUUCAAUCCACUUUUGCAUGAUGUUCCACCUGGUGCCUGGCUCUGUAAUUUUUGUGUGAAAAAGAAGAUGGAUUUAGGCGUGUACAGUGUGGCGGAUGGGAUAGAAUCGGUUUGGUUUCAUGAAGAAGGAAUGCAGUGUGGAAAGCGAUAUUUUGUCAAAUACAAAGGCCUUGCCCAUGUUCAUAAUCGUUGGAUUCCUGAAAGCGAGCUGUUGCACAUCGCCCCUUCACUUUUAGCCAAUUUUAGGAAUAAAAACCAGAAAGAGGUAAUUAAGUGGAGAAAAGAAUGGACUGAGCCUGAACGUUUGUUACAGAAAAGAUUACUAGCGCCCCUUGAAGCAGCUGAUGAGUGUGCUUCUAUGUCUAUUUCGGGAUCUUGGGAUUGUUGUAUUGAGUGGUUUGUGAAAUGGAAAGGGCUUGGCUAUGACCAAGCUACCUGGGAGCUCGAAAAUUCACUACUAUUAUGCUCAUCCGAAGCUGCAAGGCUCAUAAAAGAUUAUGAAUGUCGUCGUGAGCAGGCCAAUAGGUUAUAUGAUCCUCUGAUAGCUGACAAGGCUUUACAGGUAAAGAAAGAUCCUUUCUGCAAAAUGUCAAAGCUGCCAGAUGAGUGCCCUGUUGAACUGGACAAUGACCAUUUAAGUGCUGUUAACUGCCUUAGAGAGUUUUGGCACAAAUCCUUGAACGCUAUGUUCAUUGAUGUUGAGGAACGGAUCUCAAAAUCAGUCUUAUUUGUUCUUUCCUUACAAUCCCAUGCUUGUCGACCUUCUCUUAUCAUCGCAACAUCAGGUUUCCUUCAAUUAUGGCAAGUCGACUUUCUCCGCUUGGCUCCAUCAAUGAAUGUAAUUAUGUACCAGGGUGAUAAAGAUGCUAGGAAGACGAUUCAGAAUCUUGAAUUUUAUGAGGAAAGUGGCCGCCUAAUGUUUCAAGUGCUUUUGGCGGAUCCUAUGGCAGUUGUUGAAGACUUGGUUGAUAUAUCUUGCAUUGGCUGGGAAGCAAUAAUAGUUGAUGGAUGUCAGAAUUCAACGGUGACUAGACAACUGGAACAGCUAAAUACUCUAAACACCGAUUUUAAACUCCUACUUCUUAAUGGUCAAAUGAAGGAUAGCCUUUCUGAAUACCGUCUGCUGCUCUCCUUCCUCAACACUGGAGGAACUAUGGAUAAUGGUUUGGUUGGCUUGAAGGCCAAUAAUAAUGACACUCGUUUUUCACUUACUAAGUUGAAAGAGAAAUUAGCACGCCAUAUUGUUUUUGAGUGCAAAACUGACUCAUCAAAGUUCCUAGAGUACUGGGUCCCAGUUCCACUCUCCAUUGUUCAAUUGGAACAGUAUUGUACGACUCUUAUUUCAAAUGCAACUGUUCUUCGUUCAAAUAUAAGAUCUGAUGUUGUUGGAGCUCUUCAUAAUAUCCUCAUUACGGCUAGAAAGUGCUGCGACCAUCCCUACCUAGUUGAUGGAGAACUACGGGGGUUGCUAACAAAAGGUCUGGAAGGUGCUGAAUUUCUGAAUGCGGAAGUAUGUGCAAGUGGCAAAUUUUUUUUGCUAGGCAAGAUUCUUCAGGGCAUGAAGGAUCGUAGUUUAAGGGUGAUGAUUCUAUUUCAGUCUCUAGGUGGAUCUGAAAAAGUUUCCCUUGGUGAUAUGCUGGAUGAUUUUCUUCAACAAAGAUUUGGGGUGGAUACAUAUGAGCGAAUUGAGACCGGCAUGAUCAUGGCAAAAAAGGUUGCUGCUCUGAAGAAGUUUAAUAACAAGGAAAGUGGGAGAUUUGCAUUUCUUAUUGAAAAGCGCGCUUGCCUGCCAAGUGUCAAGCUCCUUUCAGUUGAUGCCAUUAUUCUAUUUAAUAGCGAUUGGAAUCCUUUGAAUGACCUAAGAUCAUUACAUAAAAUAACAGUAGAAUCUCAAAAUAAUUUUAUCAGGGUUUUUCGUUUUUAUACAUCUUAUACAGUAGAAGAGAAACUUCUGAUGCUUGCAAAAGAAGAUAUUAUUCUUGAUAGCAGUAUUGAGAGUAUAAGUCGUAGCGUUACCCAUAUGCUGCUUGGUUGGGGCUCCUGCUAUCUAUUUCAGUUGCUUGAUCGGUUGCAUGCGAAUUCCAGCCCAAUUGGUAUUUCGGAACCUUCAUUUGAGAAAUUAUGUUUAAGUGAUGUGAUUUUGGAAAUUCUAACACUGUUGCCUGGAAAAACUGAAACAAGCAAACCUGUCAGUUGCUCUAUCCUCAUGAAGGCUCCACUGAGUGGAGAAACAUAUUCAAGAGAUAGCGUCUUGUUGGGUGAGAAGGAAGGCAUCUCCUUACCCGAUAAAGAUCUUCCCAGUUUCUGGUCAGGGCUGUUGGAGGAUAGACAUCGUAAAUGGAUGUAUACAUCUGAACAUUCACAAAGAAUUCGUAGAAGGAUUCAGAAUGCAGAUGGAUUGGAAAAUCAAGCAGUGGAGUCCGAUGAAGUUAAAAUUAAGCGGCGAAAAAUCAGCAGUAUUGUUGACUCUUGCAUUUUACCUGAAUUCUCUCAAGAAAAGGGGGAUACGCGAAAAGGUGGCGAACAAAAGCUUGAAGACCAAAGGAAUCUUCUUAUUUUGCUUGUGCCAGAGUUGUCAGAUUUGUGUGACAUUCUUGCACUGCCGGAAUCUGUGAAGGGCAUGGCUCAAGAGAUUCUUGUUUAUAUUAUGAAUAAUCAUGAUGUAAGUACGAACAAGGUGACCGUGUUAGAGGCCUUGAAGAUUUCUCUGUGUUGGCAAGCAGCAUCUAUGUUAAGUCACAGCUUGGAUCACGCUGGAUCUCUUUCAAUUGCAAAAAAAUGUUUGAAAUUUGGAUGUACUGAACAGGAGGCUUAUUCUGUCUAUUCAAAGUUGCAUAUACUGAAGGAAAAGUUUCCAUGCCAAUCAGUUGCUUUACAGAAUUUGAGUGUUCAAAACAUUCUGAAUAGUGAAUCAUCUCCUUCAAAAACAGUGGAUGAUGUGAGUAAAACACUAGAUGGGAGGGCUAAGGAAAUAGCAGCAACUGGCAAUUUAAGUGUAAGGGUGAACGAUGGGUUUCCUGUUGAUUACGAGACCUCUGAACAGCUAAUAUCACAGCCAGGUCUUUAUCCCAUUGGUGAAAACCCUGGAAAGUUUCAGCUGGACAGUGGAUCAUUAAAAGAUGAUCUUUUUAAAAACCAAAUUGAUGGCAUCGAGGAGGUGUUUUUGAGGAGAUCAGAAGUUCUUGUUCAAAAGCAGCAAGCUGAAGUUUCAAUUUUCAAAAAACAGAUGUCCAAGGAUAGGCUGAAGUUGGUAAAGACGCAUGAUCUUGAUUUGGAACUUAUUCGCUGCAUACAUAUUGAUACAACAGUCAGUAAAGGCAAAAUAAAUGUCUUAAACCAGGAUUUCUCUGAUAAGUUGGGCAGGUUUGAUCAGCACCGUAAACAACAAAAGCAAAAACUUAUAUCUAUGCAGCUUGAUAUCAGAAAUAAAGAACAAGAGCUGCAAUAUAGUUGGUUGGAGAAGGCUAAAAGUGGUAAGUUGGAUGAAUCGCUGGAUGAUAUUCCUCAGCUUGAAAGUGGAUUUAUGCUAGAAAAAUUUAUGGAAGCAAGUGAAUUUGGUUGUAAUUUCAAUAAUUCUGCAUGCCCUUCCAGUGAGAAAAACAUCCGAACUGAUGGAUGUCUUGAAGUUCCAUCAAAUAUCUUGAACGAACGGGAGGAAAAUGUUAGACAAGGAGAUGAUGCUUUGACUUCUGCCACAUCUGUUACAGGGGAUAAUUUUGAACAAAAUGUGCAAAACAGAAUAUCAGUGGAACUGAGCGUUCCUCCAAUGUUGUCAGGUGUGCUACCCAUGAAUUCUGGGAUUUCAGUUUCACAAUCUGAAGUUUUCAACUCAUCUAGCAUCACUCCUGCUGACUUAAUUAGUGUCUCAGUAACAGCAGCAGAUGGUAGGGAUGAUUCAAAUGGUCUACAUUUGGUGCCUGACCCAGUGCUAAAUCAGGGUGCACUCCUUUCCCCGGUGAAAGGGUUGACAAGUUCUGUGUCUUCAAGUACUUCGUCUUCAAUUCCGGAGUUAUGCACCAAUGAGCGUACAAUGCCUGCUGAAGUUUUUACUUCAGGCAAUUGCCAAAACAUGGAUUCUUUUCAUUAUUUCACUGUUCCAGCAUCAGAUUUUGUUGUUACCCUAUCACCUCAUAUUGAGAGGAUGAGUUCUAAUGAUGUGGCACCAUCGAACUAUACCAGUUGUCCAUUACCUAAAGAGGUUCCUGAACAAGCAAGACUUCCACCAACAGGAUACGAAGAAUCAACUCCUCAGCCGCAUCAUUCCGUUGAACUUUCUGAAGUACCUGCACAACAGGAAAUCAUAGCUGUAGUUGCUGAAAGCGAGCCAUCUAACCGCCAGAUUCCAGAGAAUGCCAUGAAUCCAUUGAGGCCCCAGGAAUUUCUUUCAUCAGAAGGAAUGCCCUCUGAGCAUUUCGGAAGCUCUGUCAUCCGAUAUGGUGUGGCUUGUGAUUGGUUGCAUUCUUCUACCCAACAGGGUGAAGUUCCGAUUCAAGAUGUAAUUGAGGCUGCAGUUUUUGAAAGUCAGCCAUCUAUUCAACAGAUCUCUGAGAAUAACCUUCAUCCUAUGAGACUACAGGAAGAUCUUCCAUUAGAAAUAAUGCAUUCGGAGCAUCAGGAAAACAUUGUCAUUCAACCAGAUGAACCAAACCAAUUAAUCCAUAACUUUUCAUCAAUAGAAUGGGUUCCGCUUCAGGCAAUUUCUACAAAUCCAAUACAUAAUGAAAUAGUCAGAAUGCGAAAACAGCAGUAUUUAUGUAUUGAGAAACAUGAAAAUAAGAAACUAUUACUUCGGUCAGAAUGUGAACAAGAAAUAGAGAAGGUAAAAAGGAAAUAUGAUAUUCUACUGCAGGAUGCUGAGAGGGAGCACCUUCCUGAAAAAAAGAUGUUUCUGGAAUUAUUUCAAAAGCUUGUUUGGCAUAACGUUUUUGCAGAGGAAGUUAGGUCUAAAUUCUAUGUUCAUGACGAAGGUUCAUCGACGCCUUUCCAAGCUCGAAGCCGAAAUUCUAAUCAGCAUUUCCAGGCAUCGCAACCGCAACUUACCUCAAGCAAUACAAUUCGACAGCCCAUUAAUACCCGUGCAAUUUUGCACGCCGGCCGUUCGCCUGCUCCCCAUCUUCAACCCAUCCGACCGCCGCCCCGUGUUUCAGAUCCGACAGUUAACACACCACUUUCUUCAGCCCCUAAUUCACAGUCUGCAACCCCAACUCUGAUUUCUAAUGCAACUCCAUCAGUUUCUCCAGCAAAUUUGGUUUGUACAUUCUCGGCACCAUUUCCUCUCAUGGGAUCAUCCAUUUCUAAUGCUUCUGGAAUCUCACAGCCUACAGGCUCUGGAUCAUCGCCCCUUUACUUCAGUCCAGCUCAGUUUGAGUUGCCUGAGUGUGCUGAAGCUGAUGAACUGCUUGAAUCAAUGUUGGCCAACUUGCCAGCAACCAACAAUGAAUUUCUUACCGAAAGUAUAAUUGAUUCAAGGCCUAAUGCCUCCUCUGAUGUCGUCUACCUAUCAGAUGGAGACUGACUGAUGAAGCAUGAAGUAUGGUGGUCUUCUGUUCCUCAAAAUAUUUUUUUUGUAGAUUUUCUGUACAUACUUAAUGUUAGUUCAGGCGCAGGUCUCAGUUGCUUCUUCAGUUGGUAUCUUCUAGGUGAAGAUAGUCAGAGUUUUGUCUCAUUCAAUGAAAGAAUCACAGAAAGUGAUGUUCGUUUGUCCUCAAUCUUUCUUAGAAAGUCCCAUUUCUGGGACUUCAUUUUUGUAUGGAAAUAAUGAACCAUCACGCAUAUUGAAUUGCAAUAUAUUAUUAGUUUUAUUUUAUA